AUGUACAAUGUUGAGGAUGAGGAGUCCCUGGCGCUCAUCCAGCGCGCGUUCACUGAUGAAAUGAUGACGACGAUCUUCAGCCGCAUCGGGCCGUAUGCCCUCGGUCGCGCCGCGUGCGUGUGCCGGCAGUGGCGAUUCCUCGCCAGGAACCCCAACCUCUGGGAGGCAGCGGCUAGGGAGGCGCUGUCUCCACCAGCGCACAAGGACAUUGCGCCUGCGCAGCUGCACAGGACGUUGGCGCAGAAGUAUGGCUGCUCCUGGCGUAGAAUGUUCCUGGAGGUCCCGCACGUUCGCUUCGACGGAGUGUACGUGGCGCGCAACACCUACAUCCGCGUGGGCGCUGUCGAGCUGCACCGCUCCAACACUGUCUUCCUGGCAUGCUACUACCGCUACUACCGCUUCUUUCCCAACGGACAGAUGCUGUACCGCACCAGCCCGCACGUCCUGAAGCUGGUCGCCCGCUCCCUGGCCCGCACGCCCGCGGCGCUCCAGGCCGCCGCCAAGGCCCCCGGGGCCUACGGCCGCGGCGGCGCCGCCGACGACGCGCAGCACGUCUACAUCGGCCGCUACUGCAUCCAAGGCGGGCAGCUGCGCACCGUCAUCUCGUACCCCAACUCGCGGGGCACGGAGGUGCGGGCCAAGCUGGGGGUGCGAUCCACAGUGGCCGGCGCGUGGGACCGGCUGGAUGUUGAGAGCCUGUGCACCUACGACUGGGAGACAGGCUCGUCUUCGCCAUUCCCCACCGACCCGCGCGCCGAGGACGAGUACGGGGACGGCGCGCAGCGGCAGGAGCACCGGCGCGGGCUGGCGCCGUUUGUGUUUGUGCCGUGGGAGCAGGUGCUGACGACGCCGCUCAACCUGCCGGCCUCCAAGAUGGAUGUUUUCCUGCCAGGGUGA
This is a messenger RNA of Monoraphidium neglectum, 897 nucleotides long. RefSeq lists its product as hypothetical. Lineage: Eukaryota; Viridiplantae; Chlorophyta; Chlorophyceae; Sphaeropleales; Selenastraceae. Gene Ontology annotation, molecular function: protein binding. Gene Ontology annotation, cellular component: SCF ubiquitin ligase complex. Gene Ontology annotation, biological process: SCF-dependent proteasomal ubiquitin-dependent protein catabolic process. The transcript is spliced from 6 exons. The record is from RefSeq and is a predicted model, not a curated record. The coding region runs from base 1 to 897 and encodes 298 amino acids.